AACAGCAUAAUAUCAAAAAUAAUUUUUUCAAUGUUGGCGUCCUACGAAGAUGGCUAUUUCUAGCAUUGUUUACGGUUUUGUUUUGAAUCAUGUUCGGACAUUUGGAUAGUGUAAAUGAUCAUAAAGAACUUUGAUCAGAGAUUUGAUAUGACUUGCCAAAGAUAAAUUGUAUUUCCUGGUCUGUUUAUAGAUGUUAUGGAAAGCAUAACCGGAAAACAAAAACAGGGUUUGGCUUCAAAACCCACAAAAGUUAAGCAAAAAUAUAUAGCGAGGGAUUAUAAAGGAAUGUCCAAAGAUGAUCUACGACAAGAGUUACGUAAACGUGGUAUCAAGAUAAGUGGCAAGAAAGCCGAUUUGGUAAAGCGUCUGGAGAAAUUUGACAAGACAAAAAUGUCAGAAGGUACUGAUUUGCGUAUAAAGUCUAGAAAAUCAUAUGAAAAUCUUGCAACAAAUGGUGGUAUAGAUACUGCAUUUUCACUGCAAUAUGAUACAAGUUCUUUAUCUAGUCAAACCAAACAGUGGAUUGCAAACCGUGAGGAUAGGCAAAAUUUAGUGCUAUGGAAAAGGCCCUUCACAACACUUCAGUAUUUUGUAAAAGAACUAUUUAUAAAUUUUUAUGAAUAUGGAACUAAACUACUUCAGCAUCAAAAGUUUGUUUUAACAAGCUUACUAGUCAGUGCCAUUAGCAUCACAUUAUAUCAUUUAGAAGGUCCUCAUCAAAAAUAUGUGGUCCAACUAGAGAAGGAGUUUUUAAGAUGUGCCUAUUGGAUAGGUCUUGGUGUUUUAUCAUCAGUUGGGCUUGGAACAGGCCUCCAUACAUUUGUACUUUAUUUAGGUCCACAUAUAGCUCGUGUAACAUUAGCUGCAUAUGAAUGUAAUAGUCUUGAUUUUCCUCAGCCUCCGUAUCCUGAUGAAAUAAUAUGUCCAGAAGGUGACAAUAGCAAUACUGUUAUUACAAUAUUAAAAAUUAUGAGUAAAGUUAGACUUGAAGCAUUUAUGUGGGGAAUGGGCACAGCCUUAGGAGAGUUACCACCCUAUUUCAUGGCAAAAGCAGCACGAUUGUCUGGACAAGAACACGAUGAUGAAGAAUUAAAAGAAUUUGAAGAAUUGCUUCAAGUUAAGAAAAACAAACCAGAAGAACAAUCAUUUUGUGAUCGAGCUAAAUUAACAAUUGAAAAGCUUGUAGAAAGAGUUGGCUUCUUUGGAAUUUUGGCUUGUGCAUCCAUUCCAAAUCCAUUAUUUGAUUUAGCAGGAAUAACAUGUGGACAUUUUCUUGUUCCGUUCUGGACAUUUUUUGGAGCUACAUUAAUAGGAAAAGCAGUAAUUAAAAUGCAUAUUCAAAAGCUUUUUGUCAUUGUUGCUUUCAAUGAGCAUCUAGUUCAUGAGCUUGUUAAGAAGAUGAAAUAUAUCCCAUACAUUGGUAAAUAUUUACAUGCUCCUCUUGAAGAAUUCUUGGCUAAGCAAAAGGCUAAUCUGCAUCGAAAACCUGGAACCCCAGGUGUAUCUGAAGGAACUUGGAUAGCUUGGAUCUUUGAAAAAUUUGUUAUCCUAAUGAUCCUUUAUUAUGUGUUGUCCAUUGUGAACUCUAUGGCUCAAAGUCACCAUAAAAGAUUAGAAAAGCGGUUGCGUCGUGUGACUACAAAAGUGGCAACUGAUUAAAACUGCCGUACUUAUGUAUUUUCCAUUAAGCAAUGGUACAGAGAUGUGCCAUUUCAGUACUGACCAAUUGUGGACAAUGUGUUCUGCAUAGAUUUUGUAAUACCUAUGUAUACAUUUUCCCUGAGUUGUAAUUUUUAUAAUUUUGGCAAUCACUUGAGGUCGACAUUUUCAAGUAGAUGAGAUUCCAUGCAGAGAAUAUUCAUCAUAUAUUACUUAAGUAGGAAAAAUGUACAUUAUGUAUGUCAUACUAGAUCAUGUGGAAUGCCGGGUUUAUAUUGAGUAUUUGUAAAUAUAUAUAUAUAUACACACAUUACUUACCUUUGUUAACUUGAAUGGAAUAAUGAGAUCAUGUGAUAAAUGUGUUGAAUCAUACUUGUGAAUUUAUGGUUAUAUUUCGUUAUGUAGGUUAUUUUAAUUGAAUUUUUUCACUUUAUUUUUGUAAUUGAAGUAUGUAGUUGAACUACAUUUGUUCACAAUGGGAAAUAUAUGUAAGGUUUUUGUGCUUCUCAAAGAUAAACAUUUUUAUACAUGAAAGGAUAUAUCAUCCAUCAACUGUUAUCAAAAAGCAAGCACAUCAAAAUUUUCUCUCCUAGAGGGGAAUAUAAACUUUAAUGCCAGUAGAGUUUUCAAAACAUUUUUGUACAGCAUUAACACACUUAAAUUUUCUGCACUCAUCAUCAGUGAAAGUACAAUUUUGGAUUUCUCAGUUAAUGCUUCACUUUUCAAUCCAUGUAAAAUUGUCCACAAUUUUUUUGUAAUGUUAACAUAUGAUGCAGGUUGUCAGUAUUUUUGUGUAGAAGAAUUAUACUGCUUACAUUGAAAAAAGAAAUUUGUUUUAUGCUUAUUUUCUUAGAAUGUAUUGUUUCCUAUUAUAUUUAUUUGUAUUUAAAACCACUAUUACAUUGAUAUUAAAUAAAAUAAUUUAAAUCUGA
This is a messenger RNA of Stegodyphus dumicola, 2591 nucleotides long. RefSeq names its product vacuole membrane protein 1-like. NCBI's taxonomy places the organism in Eukaryota, Metazoa, Arthropoda, Arachnida, Araneae, Eresidae. The record is from RefSeq and is a predicted model, not a curated record.